Cololabis saira (Pacific saury) is the source of this 2783-nucleotide messenger RNA. It is a transcript of the gene hspd1, whose product is annotated as heat shock 60 protein 1. Gene Ontology annotation, cellular component: mitochondrial matrix; mitochondrial inner membrane. NCBI's taxonomy places the organism in Eukaryota, Metazoa, Chordata, Actinopteri, Beloniformes, Belonidae. Gene Ontology annotation, molecular function: protein-folding chaperone binding; ATP binding; ATP-dependent protein folding chaperone. The transcript is spliced from 11 exons. Gene Ontology annotation, biological process: positive regulation of interferon-alpha production; protein refolding; mitochondrial unfolded protein response. The coding region runs from base 112 to 1848 and encodes 578 amino acids. The record is from RefSeq and is a predicted model, not a curated record.
CCACGUGCAGUCCCGUCUCCGCAGCGCCGCACGUCUGUCCUCUCCUCCGCUCCUUAUAUCAGCCCGUCUGCUAGACCCGCAGCAGCUACCAGCCUUUACCUCACAGCAGAGAUGUUUCGUUUACCCACCAUCAUGAAGCAGGUGAGGCCCGUGAGCCGGGCCCUGGCUCCCCACCUCACACGAGCCUACGCCAAGGAUGUGAAGUUUGGGGCCGACGCUCGCGCCCUCAUGCUGCAGGGGGUGGACCUGCUGGCCGACACUGUGGCUGUCACCAUGGGGCCCAAGGGUCGCACCGUCAUCAUCGAGCAGAGCUGGGGCAGUCCGAAGGUCACCAAGGACGGCGUGACUGUGGCCAAGAGCAUCGACCUGAAGGACAAGUACAAGAACAUCGGAGCCAAACUGGUGCAGGAUGUGGCCAACAACACCAACGAGGAGGCCGGCGACGGCACCACCACCGCCACCGUGCUGGCUCGGGCCAUCGCCAAGGAGGGCUUCGACACCAUCAGCAAAGGCGCAAACCCCGUGGAGAUCCGCCGUGGUGUCAUGAUGUCCGUGGAAGCUGUCAUCAACGAGCUGAAGGCGCUCUCAAAGCCCGUCACAACCCCAGAGGAGAUUGCCCAGGUUGCUACAAUCUCAGCUAACGGAGACGUUGAGAUCGGGAACAUCAUCUCCAACGCCAUGAAGAAAGUCGGUCGCAAGGGAGUCAUCACUGUCAAGGAUGGAAAGACUAUGCACGAUGAGCUGGAGGUCAUCGAGGGCAUGAAGUUUGACCGGGGUUACAUUUCACCUUACUUCAUCAACACAGCCAAAGGCCAGAAGUGCGAGUUCCAGGAUGCCUACCUGCUGCUGAGUGAGAAGAAGAUCUCCAGUGUCCAGAGCAUCGUACCGGCCCUGGAAAUUGCCAACCAGCACCGCAAACCACUGGUUAUUGUGGCUGAGGACGUGGACGGAGAAGCGCUGAGCACUUUGGUUCUCAACAGGCUUAAGGUUGGGCUUCAGGUGGUCGCCGUCAAAGCUCCAGGCUUCGGUGACAACAGGAAGAACCAGCUGAGGGACAUGGCCAUUUCCACCGGGGGCACUGUCUUCGGGGACGAGGCUGUGGGUCUGGCUCUCGAGGACAUCCAGGCUCAUGACUUCGGCAAAGUUGGCGAGGUGCAGAUCACCAAAGAUGACACCCUGCUGCUGAGGGGAGGAGGCAACCCGGCAGAGCUGGAGAAACGGGCAGCGGAGAUCGUGGAGCAGCUGGAGAGCACCACCAGCGACUACGAGAAGGAGAAACUCAACGAGAGGCUGGCCAAGCUGUCGGAUGGCGUCGCCGUGCUGAAGGUGGGAGGAACAAGCGACGUGGAGGUGAAUGAGAAAAAGGACCGCGUGACAGAUGCCCUGAACGCCACCCGGGCAGCGGUGGAGGAGGGAAUCGUCCCCGGGGGAGGCUGCGCUCUGCUGCGCUGCAUCCCGUGCCUCGACAACCUUAAAGUUGCCAACAAUGACCAGAAGAUCGGUGUGGACAUCAUCAGACGGGCUCUCCGCAUUCCUGCCAUGACGAUCGCCAAGAACGCUGGCGUUGAGGGUUCCCUGGUGGUGGAGAAGAUCCUGCAGGGCUCGGCCGAGAUGGGCUACGACGCCAUGCAGGGAGAGUACGUCAACAUGGUGGAGAAGGGCAUCAUCGACCCCACCAAGGUGGUGAGGACGGCGCUGUUGGACGCUGCGGGCGUGGCAUCGCUGCUCUCCACCGCUGAGGCGGUCGUCACGGAGAUACCCAAGGAGGAGAAGGAGAUGCCAGGAGGCAUGGGAGGAAUGGGAGGCAUGGGCGGCAUGGGCGGGAUGGGCGGCGGCAUGGGCUUCUGAGCCAGUCCUCCCCAACUUCAUACAGACUUGAAUCAUAAGAUCUGAGUCGGAGGCGGCUGAGAAUCGCCUCCACCGAACUUGACCACGAGUCCGUCUGAGCUCCAAAUGGGUGAUUUAUUUCUCAAAAGAGUCGAGCGCCGACAGAGCCCAGCUGGUAAACCGGAUCCCUCCUCUCAUCUCCACAACGGCACAGCACUCAUCAUGUACAAACGCUAACGGGGUUCAGCUGAAGGCACGGUUCAGGUCUAUUUCAGCCCGGUGAGUGAACCACCGGGGUCUGCGAGGGUCGCGUCGUCACGGGUCUCUCUUCAUCACAGAUUCUGGGGGCGGCUCCUGCUCGGGAAGGUGUGGGGGUCCCCCUACACAAGAAGACAUGAAACUGCAGAGAGCGCUCUUCUUAACCCGUAUAUGCUGUUUCUGUGAUCGGUGAAGCCCCUUAAUCUGAAAUGAAGACGAGCUCCACGUUUGUGAUCCAAGCAGACAUACCCACCCGGCUGAAAUGAACCGAAAGCAUCCUUCAGUGGACCAGAGACAGCAGGCCUUCACUGUCAUCGUCUUUGUCUGUUGUAGUUUAAUUUCUGUUUUUUUUUUUAUAUAUAUAUAUUUGUCUGUCAUCAGUGAUUUGAUUGAAUUAAACCAGUUUUCUUAUUGACUUUGAGCUUUUUUUUUGUUUUUGGUCUUAUCUGCUGGAGUGCCUGAAUGAGAGGCCCGUUCAGCCUGAAUGUUUACUCAUGUUCAUGCUUCAGUGAGCCGGUGACGUCUAGGAGGAAGAAGAGGGGUUCAGGUUUCUACAAGGUGUAAAUGAAACUUUUUGUCGUCUAAUAACAGAAUAAUACUUGCAUACAGCAGUCGGUAGGUGGUGUCUGUGUUCCCAUCUGUAGUGUGAAGAUGUUUAAUUUUUUUUUUUUCUUUUCUAAUAAAUGAAAUGCUCUACA